Saccostrea cuccullata (small rock oyster) is the source of this 1123-nucleotide messenger RNA. RefSeq lists its product as uncharacterized. The record is from RefSeq and is a predicted model, not a curated record. Lineage: Eukaryota; Metazoa; Mollusca; Bivalvia; Ostreida; Ostreidae. Bases 157 to 987 code for a protein of 276 amino acids. The transcript has 3 exons.
UGCUUAAUAUAUGAACAUCUCAUUGUUUACAAUUAUAUAAUUCUUGGAACGUGACCAUUUGAAAUGAAAAUAGGCUAGAUGUGAAUUUCCAACCCUGAUCGAAACCGAAAGUAAAAUGUUCACCUGAGAUUAGAGAGCUGCAGAGAAAAAAUUAAAAUGGAGAUAGAGGAGGGAGAAACUUCGAGUUGGUUAGGAAAUGGUUCAAAGCGAAAUAUUUCCCGUGAUCGUUGUGGUUUUACAACAACUCGCUGUGUUUGUCUGUUUGUAUCCUGGAUCUUCUCUGCAGUUUUAGUUGUACUAAUUAUUCUGAUUAUAAAACUUAAUGAAAGUGUACUGAGAAAGAAAGACAAUAAUUUAAUAUCUUCGGUCGAAUUUUCUAAAUCACUUCCUAUGGAUAGUUUAAUAUGUUUGCCAUGUAGUGAAAGUACGCGGACAAUUCCUGUGAAACUUGAUAUUGCCUCCAAUUGCAAACUGUCAUUAUGCUGCGAAUACCACACAAGUGCAUCGACGAUUUCGCUUACAAAAUUGUUGGCAGGGCAGUCGAGAAGUAUAGCAGCAUUUUCUGCAAGAAAUGAGUCUUCACACAAGAUCGACCUUCCUUAUGUUCCCCACAAAGAGAAAGCACACGUAGCAGAAUUCACUACAAAUACUUCUCAAAUUGCUGGGAUGCCUUCAAUUUCUUCACUGAACUUCACUGUUCCAGAGAGUGCCGUGUACAGUGUUUACUUACAUUUUACAUUCAAACCUGUUGUUCCCAAAAUAAGCACGGAUCAUAUUUUGAUUAAUAUUUCUUUUAAUGACGCUGAUGAGCAAAUUUUCUCCAAGAAACUCGUUCUUCGUGAGUCAUUGCCGAUUUCGGGAUACGAGAACUUGGUUUUGUUUGAGCACAUCUACUUGUCUGAGGGUUCAUAUGUUGUCCGUUUAUCAGACACAAUGAUUGUACAUAACUAUGCAGCUUCUAGACUUCUGUCUGUACACCAGAUAUAAUUUUAUAUGAAAAAGUACAAAGUGAACGUAUAUUUAUAUCUGAGAACAGAAACUUUUUUGUUUUAGCUGAUCGUUGUUAUAUCACAGGACGCAAUCCAAUGUCUUGUACUUGUUAUAUAAUAAUAAUAUUUGCGUA